Messenger RNA from Podarcis lilfordi (Lilford's wall lizard), 7372 nucleotides. The record is from the annotation of a GenBank genome assembly. NCBI's taxonomy places the organism in Eukaryota, Metazoa, Chordata, Lepidosauria, Squamata, Lacertidae.
CCUCUAGCCUCUUAUUGUGACAUCACAGAACAGCUCAACUGCCUUGGUUAAUGCCUACCAACUGCCGUGCAAGUGAAGGUCUUGAACCGGUUACUACUCAGAUUAUUUCUGCCCACAGUGCAGAGGUAUGGUCAUGGAAAGGGAAGCAAAAAAAUUGAGCUGCAAAAAUCUAGGCUCAUCUCCCAUUGGAGCGAGGUCACCUUUGAAUGGCUCUGUACAACUUAGUAGCUCUUUCUUUACAAUGGAAGCACAACAGUAACUGUGGAUAAACUUAGCAAGUGCUGGUAUAUGUUCUGAGGCACACCUUUUGGGCUACAAACUGAAACCAGGUGGAGAUUUCAAAUAUCUUCCCAGUAAGAAAUGUAGCCAAACUGUUAGUACCCCUAUUCGUGUAUCCAUUAGUUGUAUACGUGGCAGUAUGUGUGGCUCCGCCUCCCCACCCUAUGGGCUUUAUGUUUUGAGACCUCUGGGUAUAGGGCGGUAUAUAAAUUCAAUAAAUAAUAAUAAUCCUCAAGGAGGGUUGUAUGCACACUGCAGUCAGCUGAGUAGACCCAUUCCUGUAGCUGCACCUGAUAUUUGGCAAUUUCCUUUGCCACUCCGUACCCCCUUGCCCCCCUCCAUACUGUUCAGGAGAAACUCCCGAUCCUCUGAUCCUCCUUUGAGAAGCUUUUCAGAGUCUGCAAGGGGCUACAGUGGAGGGAAGAAGGUGGGAAACCUUCAUUGCAUGAGCAGUCCCUCCCCCCCCCCAACUUUAGUUUUCUGAAGGGGUAAGUCCACAAGCAAGCAAAUGGUUGUCCAUUCUCACUGUACUAAAGCCAACUUCAUUACGACGCACAAAAUUCAGUGCAACAUCAUCAUCGUCCUCAUCAUCAUUAUUACAGUGGUACCUCUGGUUACGUACUUAAUUCGUUCCGGAGGUCCGUUCUUAACCUGAAACUGUUCUUAACCUGAAGCAGCACUAAUGGGGCCUCCUGCUGCUGCCGCACCGCCGCAGCGCGAUUUCUGUUCUCAUCUUGAAGCAAAGUUAUUAACCUGAAGCACUAUUUCUGGGUUAGCGGAGUCUGUUGUGACCGACUCUGGGGUUGCGGAGCUCAUCUCGCUUUAUUGGCCGAGGGAGCCGGCGUACAGCUUCCGGAUCAUGUGGCCAGCAUGACUAAGCCGCUUCUGGUGAACCAGAGCAGCACACGGAAACGCCGUUUACCUUCGUGCCAGAGCGGUACCUAUUUAUCUACUUGCACUUUGAUGUGCUUUCGAACUGCUAGGUUGGCAGGAGCUGGGACUGAGCAACGGGAGCUCACCCCAUCGCGGGGAUUUAAACCGCCAACCUUCUGAUCCGCAAGUCCUAGGCUCUGUGGUUUAACCCACAGCGCCACCCGCAUCCCUGUAACCCAAGGUACCACUGUAUUAAUAUACCACCCUAUACCCGGAGGUCUCAGGGCAGUUCACAGAAAAGAUCGCAACAUCUAAAAUCAAAAUAACAACAAUAACCCAAUAACACCCCCCCCCAAAAAAAGAGCCACAUUUUAAAAGGGUAUAGGAUGUCAAUCAGGUCAACCAAAGGCCUGGUUAAAAAGGAGCCUUUUUGCCUGGCACCUAAAGGUAUAUAAUGAAGGCACCAGGCGAACUUCCCUGGGGAGAGCAUCCCACAGAUGGGGAGCCACUGCAGAGAAGGCCCCGUUCUCGUGUUGCCAUCCUCUGGACCUCUCAAGGAGGAGGCACACAAAGAAGGGCCUCAGAAGAUGAUCUCAGGGUCCGGGUAGGUUCAUAUGGAAAGAGGAGGUCCUUGAGGUACUGUGAUCCUGAGCCGUUUAAGGCUUUAUAGGUCAAAACCAGCACUUUGAACAUUGCACUCAUUAAGUCAACUGGCAUGUCUGCAUAUUUCAUUUGGCUGCAAGGAGAAGGAGGCCAUGGUCCCACAAUUUGUGGGUUGCCCCUUAAAAAAAAAAGUAAUAAUACAGGAGUGUAGCUCUCAUGAUUGCAGAAGUAUCAGAGAGAACAUGUGUAGGUGUUGCACGGUAAUGCUUCUCAGACGCUUGCAUCAGUAGGAGGGUUUUGGCUGCUAAGCAUUCAUUUGUUAUCUAGUCUGUCCAACCACUAAAACUACGUUCUGAUAGGGAACCAAUAGUAGGUCUGAAAAGCCAGGAAUCCCCAGAGUUGGCCCAACAAUGCCUUCUUUUUUCCAUUUGGCCCUUACCAUGACUGACCAAAUUCCGCCAGGCUCUGCCUCAAUGUGCCAGGUACCAUUUUUAAAAUGUGUUUGUUUGCUUACUCUGGUUUUAUCCCUUCCUUUGAGGAGUUCAGGAUGCACUGGGUAGGGUUCUCUUCCAUCCUUUUAUCCUUACAACAUUCCUGUGAGGUAAAUUAGGACAUUCCAGUGAGAUUUAUGAUUUGAGUGGGGAUUUUCAACCUCGGUCCCCUAACCACACUCGGACCCUCUUGGGUCUAACCCUGAACCACCAGGUUUCACUGCUUGAUCCAUUUGGGUCCUGUCCAGAAAUUCAUAAGCUGACAACCCCAGAGUGGGGAUGGCAUUUGAGGUAGAGAUAAUGCUUUCCUCCUCCUGGUGACAAAAACCAGCCCAAUUAAAUAACCCCUUGUGCAAAUAUGAAAACAUGUAGCCUUAAAUAUUGUAAUAGAUAACAUACACCUAUGUAUACAUAUCAACAUUUAAAAAUAUGCACCUGCCUGUGGCGUUUGCCCUGCUAGGUGUGUGACAUCAUACUGGGUCAUAAGGAAAGGGUUAACUAAGGGUAAAAUGAUUAGCCAACAGGAACCCAAGGGGAGGAGUUAGAGUUAGAGUUGUUAAGAAGUCAGUCUGGAGUUAGAGAAGGGAGAGGGAGGAUAUGUCUGUGGGUUGGGCUAGUUUGAUGUGAGAGAGUGAGAGAAUCUGUUAAGAGGAGUCAGUUAAACAGUUGGGAUAAUCAGUUAGAAGGUAUUAGGAAGGUAUAGGCCAGUAAAGAAACUAAGGUUAAGAAACUGACAAGAAAAAUUAUCUGAAACCAUAAACUUGUUAAUGCUUAUAAAAUAAACUUGUUUAUUUGGUUUAAUGUUAACAAUUGUCUGGACUCAGUGUGUACCCGAGAGAAAGAGGUUGGUGGCAGUGGGGAAGCGAUCAUAGUGGUGGCACAGGGAUCAAUAGACCGUCAAACGUCCAGGGACCCUGUGUGAUCGCCACACUGCCAUUUGAACCCCUUUGAAGGAGAUUAAAAAUCUGUUAUUGCAUUGACAGAGGAAUAGAUAGAUGCUGAACUGGAUUUUCAUGAGAAUGAGGAAGAGAAGGAAGAACGACCGCAUGCAGAUCCCUAGGAGGCAACCCUUGCUGUUAGCGGUAGGUAGGUACCACUGUUUUCAGAAAGAAAGUAAUAUGGGCCUAGCCAUAGCUCCAGGCAAACCUUUCCUCUUCAUGCACAAAUAGCAACAGCUGACAACAAUACAAGCAUCCUUUAACAUUGUAAAAUAUAGUGGCUGGGCAGCUGGGGUUGGUAAGCUAAGGCCGUGUUGUACACCUGGCUUCCUUCCUGAAGCCAAGCUUUGCUGCCACUUAGCGAGAGGGGAGAGAGAGGUGAAAAUGUUCCUCACAUCCCUACUUGAAAAGGGCUGCGUUGGCUGGCCAGGCUCCCCCCUGAGCAGGCAGGCAGAGGGCUCAACAUGACCCCACUUUGCUCUGUUGGGGAUGGGGUCACUCUGGCAGCAUCAUUGGUGAGGGCUGGGCUGGGCUGGCGCCCCCCUGCCUAACACACGUCCCCCCCUCCACCGGUGUGUGAGCCUGCCCCGGGUGCCAGCAACCAACGCUAGGCCACUGUCUGGAUCCAAUGUAUACAGUUGACCUUUCCCCCCUAGUACUUCCAAACAAGGCAAAAUCCCUUUCUCAGAGGCACAUUAGCAUCCGCUGUGUAUCUCCUGUGUUUUCAUGCACAAAUCUAAAGGUCUGCUGUUCCUCAUGGAUACCCUCCACUCCAUUAUCUGAUCUGCAGUCAGAAAGCAGUAUUUAUGCGUUCACCUAUCAAUUUUGUCGAUGUGCAUACAGAAAGGCAGAAUUCACAUAUGAGCAAAGAGAAGGAAAAUGAAGAGCAGAGGUCAGCUCCCUUGGAACCAGUCCUUCCUUUCUUUAGUAGGUAGAACCAUAACCUUAUCAAUUCUUGUGUGUAAUUUGAGUUAGGCAUGCCAAUAGGGUGGGGGGGUGUUUGACAAUGUGGAGUCUAUUACCAUUAUUUAUUGAAUUUAUAUAUUGCCCUAUACCCGGAGGUCUCAGGGUGGUUCACAGAACAAAAUCAAAAUAUAAAACCACAAUAUACCAUAUUUUUCCAUUUAUAAGAUGCCCCCAUGUAUAAGGUGCCCCCUAUUUGGGGGGCAACAACCAGUCGCCAGUCCACCCUCAGCACUAUCCAUGUAUAAGACGCCCCCUAAUUUUUGACAUUAUUUCUUAGGGGGGAAACCUAGUCUUAUACAUGGAAAAAUACAGUAUAUAAUCAAAAUAAAAACAGCAACCCAAUAACACCCCCAGCCUAGUCAACCAUCAUAUUCUGGCAGGCCCAGGGGAAAAAUCAGCUGUAAGCCAAAGUUGUAAGCCAGUCAGCUGUAAGCCAAACAGUCUUGAGGCUUGAAAUGCCAAGGUGAAAUACUUCCCCAGAGGGGUAGCCAAUUUCCAGCUCUUGCAGCAAAAUACAACAUUCCCUCCAACAUUUCCCUGAUGAAAAUAGGGAUGUCCUAUUCCAUAAUGUUAUUAAUAAUAAUUUUCCUAUUCAUACCCACACAUCUGACUGGGUUACUCCAGCCGCUCUGGGCGCUUCCAACAUAUGUGAAAGCAUAAUAAAACAUUAAACAUUUAAAAAUACUUCCUUAUACAGGCCUGCCUUCAGAAGGCUUGGGGGUCAGAUGACUCCAUACCCCCCCCAACAUUUCUGCAAUGAAAAUAGGGAUGUCCUAAGGAAAAGUGGGGCAUUCCAGGAUCAAAUCAGAAACCGGGAUGACUUCUGUAAAUCUGGGACUGUCCUUGGAAAAUGGGGGCACUUGGAGGGUCUGAAACAACCAAGAGCCUUGCAACACCUGAAAGACUAGCUAACAAAUUUAUUAAGGCAUCAGCUUUUGUGGACUACAGUCCAUUUCAUCAAACAUACGAAGAGUUACCUUGAGUUCCAGGUUUAUCUACACAUUGUUUGAGGGAGAGGAGAUGUAAACACUCAGGUGAGAGGGAAAUGAAAUGGAGACAACUACAGACAGUGAUAAAGUACCUAACUGUACGCUACUGUAAAUUAAAUUGUAAAUAGCUUUGAACUGUUUUUAGUAUUGUCUUCUAAUUGUAGUAACCAGUGCUUUUUUCUGCGGGUACCCAGGGGUACGCACACCCCUAAACAUUUUGUGAAUCUUUGUACUUUUGUCCAUUUACUGUAUUUAUUUUUCCCAAUUUGAACUAUAAAAUGGUGAUUCUCUUGAGUCAAAAUGAGAAUACCCCUAAACAUUUUUUUAAAGAAAAAAAGCACUGGUUGUAACCCACCUUGGGACCUUAGGGUGAAGGGCAGGUUAGUAGUAGUAGUAGUAGUACAGUAGUAACUCACAAAACACAAAAUUAAAUAGUUACAGAGAGUAAAAUGACUAGUUUGAGUAACCAGCUGUACAUAGUUGAACAGUAUACUGGCUUCACCACCCUGCCUGAACCAACAUCUUAUAUUUUCUUGUUUCUCCAGUAUGAGGCAAGGAAUGUUAAUGUUGCCAUUUAGGGAGUAGAGUUGGUAGGGAUCUGGUAAGCCUAAAUGCAAUGGGGAAAGCUCAGAUGCAAAUAACAGGGGUUUGGACUACAUAAUUGCGAGAUCCUGAAAACGGAGGAGACCAUUUGGGGAAGCUGGGAUUUGGAAAAAUCCCGAGCCAAGCUAAUGGGGUUAGCAGGUUCACCCAUCCCUAUUGAAAAGUGGGAUAUGAUAUGAAUCUAAGCCAUGGAUUUUAUUAUGUGUAUCUAAGACACAGAUAUUCAUGCUGCUUUGCAUUUCAUAAUCUUGUUCCAUAAGCAUCUGCAAAUAUUCAUUUAAAUAAGCAAAUGACAAUUUUCUAAUUCUGCGCAAUGUUCAUUGCAGGUCUUCUCCAAGAAUCACAGUCAGCUGUGGAGUUGAAGAAAGCGAAAAUGGGAAAACUAACACCAAGGGUUGUAAUUCCUUUAAUGGUGAGAUUAACAGAAGCAGCGAGACAUUAAUUUGGUCUGUUCUAAGAAUAAGCUGGGGCUAGACUACAUUACUGCUUCUGCAUUCUGGAUUAAUUGCAGUUUCCGGGUCACCUUCAAAGGUAGCCCACGUAGAGCGCAUUGCAGUAGUCCAAGCGGGAGAUAGCCAGAGCAUGCACUAUUCUGGCGAGACAGCUUGCAGGCAGGUAGGUUCUCAGCCAGCGUACCAGCUGGAGCUGGUAGACAGCUGCCCUGGACACAGAACUGACCUGUGCCUCCAUGGACAGCUGUGAGUCCAGAAUUACUCCCAGGUUGCUCACCUGGUCCUUCAGGGGCACAGUACCCCAUUCAGGACCAGGGAGUCCUCCACACCUGCCCAUGUCUGGCUUGAUUAGGUCAAUUAUCCAUGUCAUCUGGCACUUUUUCUCCCAGAAUAACCAACCAGUUGCCCUGGGAGACUCACAAGCCAAGCAUAAUGGAGAGAGCCGUCACUUCUGAUCAUUUUAGUUGAGGGGCAGAAUUUAUAAUGGUAAACUUAUGCAUCCAUAUGCUCCACCUGAAAUUAUCACAACUGCUUAUAAAGACCAUGGAAGUGUUUCCCGUUAACCCUAUAUGUGAAAGUGUGCUUGGCCUUUUUUCAGGAGCCCUCAAAGAAAUGGAGAAAGUUUUCUUACUCUCCUCAGUGGAUUAGUAUAUUGGACGUGGCUCAGAAAAUCUUCGAUGAAGAAGAUAGAGGGAAGAAGAAACAAAAGCAGAAUAAAAGGGGAGGGGAGGAAAUGCUAGCAGGUGGGAUUUUGGAGGAGGGAAAAGCAGAAAUUAAAAGGGAACAAUUGUCUGACUUUUGUGCUCCAGAGGGCAUCCAACCAAAUACUGGAUGGGAUCUCCAACCCUCACGGGAGCAGCUGCCAACUCCAGGGCCGUCAUAUCUAAAGGCAGAGAAAGAGAUCUUAACAGCGAAUGAAAUAGAGGAUAUCAUCCAGGAAAUUGUGGCUGUCAGGGCUAAGGAGAGGCUUUCUGAAGAAAACAUGCCUCCUGAAGGAAGAGAGAAGCUCUUCUAUCAAGAUGCCUCUUCUAUCAAUGCACAGAAGCCACGCUACCAUAGGGACCGGAGGAUGCCACCCUAAGGUGGGCGUUCAUUGCUCAACCAUUGCUCAGAAACAAAAAUGUACGCCACUGCCAUCACAGUGCUAUUAAAUAACCAUUCCCAUUUAUAUCACAACA